AUGGAUUCGAACGUAAAUUCACAACAAAGUGAGGAAGACGAAGAAUAUAUUGUUGAAAAAAUACUGGAUAAAAGAAUUGGCGCCUGCGGCGUGGAGUACUUUCUUAGCUGGAAAGGGUAUCCAGCCUCGGAAAAUUCGUGGGAACCAGAAGAAAAUCUCGAUUGUCCUGAUUUGAUUCAGCAAUAUGAACAGGAAGAAAGAAUGAAAAGAGGAUUUAAAAGGAAAAUUCCAGUAAACGACGAAUGUACCAGCGGUUUUGAACGUGGAUUAGAACCAGAGCGUAUUAUCGGCGCAUACGCAAAAGACAACGAAAUACUAAUGAUGGUAAAAUGGAAAGGGCAUGAAGAAGCAGACAUUGUUCCUUCAAGGAUUGCAAAAGAGAAAUGUCCUCAUUUGGUCGUCGAAUUCUUUGAAAGAAUUAGUUACUGUACUAAUACCCGUUAG
Messenger RNA from Dracunculus medinensis (Guinea worm), 444 nucleotides. Lineage: Eukaryota; Metazoa; Nematoda; Chromadorea; Rhabditida; Dracunculidae. The record is from the annotation of a GenBank genome assembly.